AUGGCAGCAAAUUUAAUAACACUAAAUGAAAAUAAUCAACAACAGCAUGAAGUGUUACAAAAAGCACAGUUGGGCGAUAUGAUACAAUUUCAAAGAAAACAUUAUUCUCAUUGGUCUAUCUACGUUGGUGAUCAUAAAGUGAUUCAUCGAUGGGGUGAUGAUGAUGGUAUUGGAAACUCUCAAGGCUUUCGUAAUUUAUUUACGUUUUCUGGUGUGAAUUUCAAUAAAGCUCGUAUUGAAAUAACAGAUUUUAUGGAAGUAUUAAAAGAUGGAACGGCAAAAAUCAAUAAUUAUCUUGAUCAUAAAUAUAAACCGUUACCAACUAAGGCAAUUAUUGAUCGAGCUAGAAGAGCUCUACGAUCAGAAGGUUAUAAUCUUAUAUACGAUAAUUGUGAACAUUUUGCGACGGAUUGUCGCUAUGGACAACCUAAUAGUCGACAAGUACAAGUAGCUGUAAGUUUUGGCGCAGCUGCUGCAGCACUUCUUACUGGUACUGCACUGGCAGUUGGAAUGUACUUAGGAACAAAAAAUAAUGAAUCAGAUGAGGAAAAGAAUGAGAAACAAAUGAAGUUAUUGAAAACAUAA
Didymodactylos carnosus is the source of this 585-nucleotide messenger RNA. The record is from the annotation of a GenBank genome assembly. Lineage: Eukaryota; Metazoa; Rotifera; Eurotatoria; Philodinida; Philodinidae.